Molecule: messenger RNA, 2712 nt
Organism: Acomys russatus (golden spiny mouse)
Lineage: Eukaryota; Metazoa; Chordata; Mammalia; Rodentia; Muridae
Gene: Arih2
Product: ariadne RBR E3 ubiquitin protein ligase 2
Exons: 16
Coding region: 329-1807 (492 amino acids)
Biological process (GO): protein polyubiquitination; positive regulation of proteasomal ubiquitin-dependent protein catabolic process; ubiquitin-dependent protein catabolic process
Cellular component (GO): cytoplasm; ubiquitin ligase complex
Molecular function (GO): ubiquitin conjugating enzyme binding; ubiquitin protein ligase activity; zinc ion binding
Source: RefSeq, a predicted model, not a curated record
AGAACACUUCCGGAGCUGCAGGGACGGCUCCGCCGGAGGAAGCAGCGCGGGCCCGACCCGCGUUCGCCCGCCGCCUCCGCUGUCGCUACGCCCCGGUCAGACUCUUUUGGCCCGGCUUGACCUGGGCUGGCCGGCCUGGGCUCUGCGGCCGGGCGGCCGCGGCUCCCGAUGGAAAUCAUAUGACACAGGCUGUUUGGGUAAUAUCUACAGGAAAGAUCUUUUAAAAGUACAGAAGACAAAAACGCUAAUGCAUUUGAGAAAACGAUAAAAGUUGGGGGGAGGGGAAAAGCAACUGCUUUCCUGAUCUGCAACUUGCCUGGAUGUUAAGAUGUCCGUGGACAUGAACAGCCAGGGGUCUGACAGCAAUGAAGAGGACUAUGACCCAAACUGUGAGGAAGAGGAAGAAGAGGAAGAGGACCCUGGGGACAUAGAGGAUUACUAUGUGGGAGUAGCCAGUGAUGUGGAGCAGCAGGGGGCUGACGCUUUUGAUCCCGAAGAGUAUCAGUUCACUUGCUUGACCUAUAAGGAGUCUGAGGGUGCCCUCCAUGAGCAUAUGACCAGCUUAGCCUCUGUCUUAAAGGUAUCUCAUUCAGUUGCAAAACUUAUAUUAGUUAAUUUCCACUGGCAAAUCUCAGAGAUUCUGGACAGGUACAGGUCUAAUUCUGCUCAGCUGCUUGUUGAGGCUCGAGUUCAGCCUAAUCCAUCAAAACAUGUCCCCCCAUCCCAUCCCCCUCACCACUGUGCAGUAUGUAUGCAGUUUGUUCGGAAGGAAAACCUACUCUCUCUGGCCUGCCAACAUCAGUUUUGCCGAAGCUGCUGGGAGCAGCAUUGCUCAGUGCUAGUCAAGGAUGGUGUUGGUGUAGGAGUCUCAUGUAUGGCUCAGGAUUGUCCACUCCGAACACCAGAGGACUUUGUAUUUCCCUUGCUUCCCAACGAAGAGUUGAGAGAUAAAUACAGGCGCUACCUCUUUAGGGACUAUGUGGAGAGUCAUUACCAGCUCCAGCUGUGCCCUGGUGCAGACUGCCCCAUGGUUAUUCGGGUACAGGAGCCUAGAGCUCGCCGAGUGCAGUGUAAUCGGUGCAACGAGGUCUUCUGUUUCAAGUGUCGACAGAUGUAUCAUGCCCCCACAGACUGCGCCACAAUCCGGAAAUGGCUCACCAAGUGUGCAGAUGACUCCGAAACGGCUAACUACAUUAGUGCUCACACUAAAGACUGUCCCAAGUGCAACAUCUGCAUUGAGAAGAACGGAGGAUGCAAUCACAUGCAAUGCUCCAAGUGUAAGCACGACUUCUGCUGGAUGUGCCUAGGAGACUGGAAGACGCACGGCAGUGAGUACUAUGAGUGCAGCCGCUACAAGGAGAACCCUGACAUCGUCAACCAGAGCCAGCAAGCCCAGGCCAGGGAGGCCCUCAAGAAGUACUUAUUCUACUUUGAGAGGUGGGAAAAUCACAACAAAAGCUUGCAGCUAGAGGCACAAACAUACCAGCGUAUUCAUGAGAAGAUUCAAGAGAGAGUUAUGAACAAUCUGGGAACUUGGAUUGACUGGCAGUACCUGCAGAAUGCUGCCAAGCUGUUGGCCAAGUGUCGAUACACCCUGCAAUACACUUACCCAUAUGCAUACUACAUGGAGUCUGGUCCCAGGAAAAAGCUGUUUGAAUACCAGCAGGCUCAGCUGGAGGCUGAGAUUGAAAACCUUUCAUGGAAAGUUGAGCGUGCAGACAGCUAUGACAGAGGGGACUUGGAAAACCAGAUGCACAUCGCAGAGCAGCGAAGAAGGACUCUGCUGAAGGAUUUUCAUGACACCUAAGCUGGGCUGAGGAUGUGCCGGGGUGAGGAAGACGUAGCUGUGAGGCCUCCCGGCUACUGUACUGCAUGCUGCAGGCUCUGCCUUUCACGACCCCAGGCAACAGCCAGGGCCCCACUCCUGAGAGACACUGGCCACACACCUCUUAGUCAAUUUGUUUUCUCCUCAUCUUUUUGCUUUUUGUUUCUACCAGGGUAGGGGCGCUCUUGAACUGGCCUCUAACAAGGACUUUUACAUUUCCCCUGGAUGGUUGUUGGGUGGGAGGGAACUUUUUUUUUCUGAAUGGCUAUUAAUAGUAUUAGAUCAUUACAACUUAUGUAAUUUUCAAAGGUUGUACGAUUAUAAAGAAAAAAAAGGCAAACCAUAGAUAACACAGCGCCCUUGAAAAUAAAUUGGCAUUGGAGUGUUUCACCCUCUAGCUAUUUUACUUAGAAUGUAACUUGAUGCUGCCCACCUACCGAGCCUCAGAAUAUCUGCACUGCCAGGGGCCCUGGGGGUGGCAUCUGCUUUCCAGCAUCAUGUUUGGCCAUAGCUGUCCCAAGGGAAGAGCACGGGUGGCAUAUGGUGGGGCUGAGUUGGCUUGCAUAACAGGCCUGGAGAUAGCGAGUUCCAUACCUCCUGCCUCAACUGGGCAGCAAGGGCACAGAGCAGAGCACGGUCUCACUACGGCCUUGCUUUUCUUCUUGAAUGUGAGGUUGUCUGAGUCAGGCCACCAGGCCAGAACCCACCACCGAGGUGUGCUAACGUUAGUGCCACCAGACUGGGAGACUGGCUCAGCACGGUGCUUCCUCUUGUCUCAUGAAGAGAAGAGACCCACCUUUGAAAGGAAUAGAGUUCCCUCAAAUAAGUUCCCUUCUCCUUGGUCAUUCUUUGAUCCAGUAUUCAAGUGGUGUACUCUGACCAGGGUC